CGCCAUCUGCCAUCACCAAUUCCACCGCCAUGGUCAGCACUAGCGGACUCAUCCUCACUGUUAUUGAAACGCCGCCUGUUCAUCUCGUCUCUGCAGCAAGAGCCCGACGUGGCCCAAUUUCUGUAGCGCCCUCGCAGCGCGCAAUCGCCCACGGUACCGGCUUUGGGCAGACGGCCGAUGGACUUCCUCGCCAGCUUCAAUUUCCGAGAUGAGGAGCCCAGCAGGCUCGACAGCAGGCCUUGUGCCUCUGUUGAGGAGCUGCAGUCACAACUGCGAGAUGUUUUCGGUGACAAAGUCAGCGAGACCCGGGCGGAGCGUGUUGCGACAAGGCUGGACCUUUCAGCAUCGGCCCAGCUGACGCUUGGAGUGUCGGAGGGAGACAAUCAUGCGCUGGAGGGGCUGAGCACGCUGGAUCCGUCGCUGGGAGGAGCCCAGUCGACGAGCGUGUCUACGGAUGCAGACAAAGGGCAGGCGACCCGUGUGGUGCGUGUGAGCGACGCUCUGCUGAACCAGCCGGCCGACGAUCCAGUGCUGCAGCGGUCCAUUGCCAACUGCCUCGUCGCUGUGGUUGGCCAGGUUGAUGGAAGCGAAUGGACGGUGCGGGAGGUGUCGCGAGCAACGCAGGACUGGACCUUUUCGUAUGUCUGCAAGGGCUCCAUGCAGCACUGGCAGCGACAGCACAAGAGCCAGGUCAAGCCGCUGGUUGCAGACUACUCACAGAGAGAGAUUGAUCCACUGUUAGCAAGCCGGCCUGCGUUUGACUGUCGAGGAUCACUCAUCAUCUCCUUUUCCCGAAGCAGUAGAACUAUAUCCAUUGACUAUGACCAUAUCCCUCUCCACCGCACAGUUGCUCAGCUAGCGAUCCUAUUCAAGCCUCCAUCUCCACGACGUCCUCUCCCCACCGCUGAUAAACAAUUCAAGACACCGAGGCAGCCAGGCUUAUCGAGGAAAAAAAGAGAUGCCGAAAAAACGCUGGGGGAUGAAGGCAGCAAGUCGAGGAAAAGAAAGAGGAAAACAGACGAUGUCGGGGCUCCAGAAGAGCAAAGCGCACUUGGUUCUCAGGAUACUGCCGCUGUUCAGGCAAAUCAGCUCCAAUCGGGAGAGGAGAGCAGCAGCUCAACUGGCCAACAGCAGCAUGCUCAGGAUGAGACAGCGGCUGCCCAAAACUCCGCUGCAGGGCUGCUCACCAUCAACGUUUCGCCCGAAGAGGCGGAGCGACGUCGAAACGUUGCCAUGGUUAUGCUUCAGGGUGCGGGUGUUGAGCCAGACUCUCUUUCGCCAGAGCAGUUUAACAUUUUUGCAAAUCAAUCUCCAGAGCUACAGAAGGAGUCACUCAACAUGCUCGUUAAGUAUGGCGCGGAGCGUCUCCGUAUUGUCCAUCCUGGCAAUAAAGAAGGCUCUACCCCGCCUUCAGCUUCAAAUCCGUCUUCUACCCCUGCGACUCAGAGUAACAUACAAGGAAGCUCAUCUGGCCCGGUCACUACUGAUGAACUGGUGCUACAAACGUCUACCCCCACAAAUAAGAAGAAGAGUCGGAGAAAGAGUCCAACGGUAAAUGAUGAUGGCGGAGAAGCAAAUGCAGAUUCAGACCUCGCCGGAAGCGUCAAGAAAUCGAGACGGAGGAGGGGGACGGGCAAAUCAAGAAAUGCCUGCGCUCAGUGUAAACAGCGCAGAGUCAAGUGUCCGAGAGAAACCCCAAUAUGUAGCGGGUGUCGGGAGGCGGGUUUGAUUUGUGAAUAUGCUGCCCCCAAGCCAAAGAAAGUGAAGUCCAGUGCCCUCAUCACAACAGAAGAUGAACAAGAUGAGCAAGAUGAGCAAGAUGAGCAAGAUGAACAAGAAGAGCAGGAUGAGAAUGAGCAGGACGAGAUAGGGGCCGAAUUACAUGAUGAAACACGUCUUGAAGACCAGCAGCUCCAAGAGGAUGCGGAAGGUUAUCCUGAGCUGCCCGAUGACUCUGUAGACGACCAUAUGCCGAUUGGAGAUGCACUAGCAAACAAUAUGGCCGUUACUGUUGAUGAUUGGGAACACCACCAUCCUCCGCAGAACUAUUUCCAACACACAAACAUGGGGGUCUCCGAAGCUGGCUCCUCUCAGCCUUCACACCAGAGCAGUGUGCCGCUGUCUGAUCUACUCCUGCCACAGGGACGCCACUACUACUCCAACAUCUUGGCAUCGGAGAUGCAGGACCAGACGCUGACGCAGCCAAUGGCUCAUGAACACAGAAAAAAGCCAACCAAAUUCUCAGCAAAAGGGUCGGGGCGCAACGUGGGGAUGAGGACCACUCAGCAGGAGGACAGCAUCAGCCCCUUGAAUUCCACGACAACUUCGGACUGGUCCAAUGGCAGUAACCCAGUUACUCAAGCAGCAGCAGUUGUAGCAGCAGUUGUGACAUCGAUGCAGAAUCAGAACUCCCAGGAGCCCGCCUACGGAAUAGCCGAUUCACCUGGCCGAAGCAGUGCCUGGCUUCUUACGGCGAUGUCCCCGACGUUGGAGGAUUCCCAUCAACAAAACGUGGCUGCGGCAUCACUUCAACGUUCUGGGGCUGUAUCGCCAAUGAAUGAUGUUUCACGAGCCGCAAGCAGCUCACGGACCGGUAAGCUCCAGAAACGAGGUGCGGUUCACGAAACAUCAACAGAUGCCUUUCAGAAUCCAAAUAUGUCAGAUCCGAAACGGCAGCGGCAACAGCCUAAUACCCAUGGGAAGGGGCUUGGCUCAGCGACAUAUAAUAGCUACGAUCGUUAUUCUAGCACCCGAGGGCCGGAUGUGUCAACUGACAGAAUCACGUACGAGCCAUACUCGUACCAGAGAGAUGCGGCCAGCACCACCUCGUACUCUGGCUAUGGCCACGAUUCGCAUGCGACAACGACGACUGCUGGUACCAUACAAAUAGCAACGAAAUUGUCUGCAGAUCGUGCGGGCUCACAGACGUAUGGCUCCUAUGGGAAUUCCGCCUCCCGAAACACCUCCCAUACCAACCAGACAACACACAUGGGGUCAAGGGGAAGCGCGCAAAUCCAAGAGUUUAGUAACAAUAACUCGGAUCCGAGGCGCAAUUCGCGGCUGACCUUUACCGUGGGAUCACAAAAUCCGACGCCCAGGCCAGGCCAGAAUGCGUUGAAGCCGGACCGAAACUAUUCCGCAUACCCAUCGCAAAUUCAACAGCAGCACCAGCAGCAACAGCAGCACCAGCAGCAACAGCACACACAACAAGCAACACAGCACCAGGCGUGGUAUGGCUUCAAUAACCAGUCGGGAGCUGGCUAUGCGGGUACCGCUGGGCACGGGUCAAACUACAGCUGGAACAUGCCGGGGGAUUCAUGAGAUGGAUCAGCGAUGGAGACCAAAACAUCGGCGUAGGAGGUGGGCUUUUUCUUUUCCUCUUUUCCUCCCGCUCAUUCUUGAUUCUCAUCUGUUCACUGUGAUUUAAGCGAGAGAACUGCAGAUGGCUUGGAGUAAGGGGGGUUUUAUCUGCGCCCUCAGAGGGGCAUCCCCAGUUCAUGGCGCGAAUGGAGUUUCUCUUUUCCCCUUGUUGCUUUGGCAUGGCUUAGCUUAAACGCUCUGUGUGAGCUUGAAUAAAUUGUUGGCCCUUUGGGGGGGUUUAUUCAGCUGUUUUUCAUCCCUUUAUUUCCCUUGUUGCUACGAACCGGGCUCUCCAACCUUACUAUAUGUACAUAUAUUUUCUCUAAGGAGAAGAAUCACCUCCGUCGGGUAGAGAUAUAGGAAUGGGAUGGCAAUGGAUGAGCGUAUGAAUGAGACAAAACAUGGUAUGAUGAUGC
Molecule: messenger RNA, 3776 nt
Organism: Trichoderma virens Gv29-8
Lineage: Eukaryota; Fungi; Ascomycota; Sordariomycetes; Hypocreales; Hypocreaceae
Exons: 3
Coding region: 178-3321 (1047 amino acids)
Biological process (GO): regulation of DNA-templated transcription
Molecular function (GO): zinc ion binding; DNA-binding transcription factor activity, RNA polymerase II-specific
Source: RefSeq, a predicted model, not a curated record